Messenger RNA from Petromyzon marinus (sea lamprey), 6201 nucleotides. The record is from RefSeq and is a predicted model, not a curated record. NCBI's taxonomy places the organism in Eukaryota, Metazoa, Chordata, Hyperoartia, Petromyzontiformes, Petromyzontidae.
GUCGGUGCCGUUGCAAGUGAUCGCCCGUCGACGUCUUGCUUCCACCCGAUCUGCGCACAUUGGCGUGGCGGGGCAGGGAGAGAGUCAUCCAACAGCGCACCUGUCGUGCCUGUUUAUCAUGCGUCUCUUAUUGGUUCAACGAGCCUCGAGACACACACACACACACACCCUCCCCGCCGUCGUAGUCGGGCUGCCGAUCGCGAGCGCCGGCCGGGCCGUCGCGAUGGACACCGACUCCCAGACGAUGGCGCUCGCCUACUUCCUGAGCUUCAUGGUCUUCUCGGCCGUCUCCAUCUCGCUCGUGUCGGCCUUCUCCAUGCGCCAGAAGCCCUAUAUCGGGCUGGCUCGCCGGCAUAGCCCGUCCCCGACGGAGCUCAAGGGUGGCGCCGGCGGCGGCGGCGGCGGCGUCGGCGUUAGCGGAAAGCAGCGCCGACGGAAGGAGCGUCGGCGCAACAAGCGGGCCGAGAAGCGCAACGGCGGCCGCCCGGUGGCCGAGGGCCGCCGCAGCGGGAGCCCCACGGCCAGCGAGGCCUCCAGCUCCUCGCCGUCGUCGUCGUCGUCGUCGUCGUCCGCCGGCGACGGCGCCGCAGACCUGGAGGACGCGGUCGCCUUCCUGGGUUCGCGCACCACCAACGUCAUCAACCCCGCGCCGAUCAACGCCGUUGCCGUGCCGCAGCCCGGCGGCCGCGCGGCGGCCAAACGGCAGCGAGCCGCCAACAGCAAUGCCAACGGCAUGGCGCCGGCGACCGUGCAGGGCAAGAAGAAGAAACUGAACCACGGUGGAAAGAGCAAGCGCAGCGAUUCCAACGCGUCACCUGAUUCGCCUGCGGUGGCGGCGGUUGGAGGUGGCGACGGCGGUGGUGGCACCCGUUUCGCCACGGAGCUGCCAGAUUCCGGCAGAGCGGGCGCCGGUUCCUCGGCGCAGGCUGGGAAGUCCGCCGAUUCCACCAAGGCGGCGGCAAAGGAAGCGGUGGGCAUCGGCACUUCGGCCAAGAAGGCUGCGACCACGGCCAGGUCGCCGGCUACCAAUGGAGCAACAACUCCCGUCGCUCAAGCGCCGGCGGCAAGGCCGUCGGCAGCCGGCAAGGCUUCGGCGAACCACGAGAUGGCGAAAGCGGUUGCCAAAACCAAGGGUCCGGCUGCUAAAGAUGUUUCCUCCUCCAUUACCACCACCACCACGAAGGCCUACGACGCGAACAAAGCGCCGGCUGCGAGCGCCGCCCCGGCGCCGGCUGCCAAGGUCCCGGUUCCUGCGGAGAAGGCGAACGGGGAGGGACGGGCGUCUGCGGAGUCGGGCGACACCACCGUGGGGCCCCAGAGUGGCUCACCGCUUAACAAGCGUGGCAGGAAGCAGCUGCAGCGGCAGCAGGAGCAGCAGCGGCAGCAGCAGCAGCAGUUGCAGGAAGCAUUGAUCGCGCCGCAACUGGCGCAGGAAGUGGCGACAGCGAUGACGACGUCCUCCACCUCUUCGUCGUCGUCGUCAUCAUCGUCAUCAUCGUCCUCCUCGUCGAAGCAGCUUCCCUCGAGCUCCUCUUCCUCGUCGUCCCCCGUGCCAUCGUCCAAAUCGUCAUCCAAGUCUCACUCACCGCAGCGGGAGGUCGGCACCGCCGUGACCGCUGCCGCUGCUCCCCCUGCGAUUCCGUUCGCAGCGCCGGCCGACGGUGUGGCCGGGAAGGGCGUUGCCCGACCGCCACUGCAGGAGGAGGAGGAGCCCGUGGCCCCAGCAGAUGAGGAUGAGGAGGUGGAGGAGGAGGCCUCGGGCCUGCCGGGCGACAGUGCCGGGCUCGGCAAGAGGAGCAGGCGGAGGAGGAAGGGAAAAGGGAGGCAGGAUGGCGUCAGCGGUGGGAUUGUGGCCGACGAAGAGAACUCCGAUGUGCACAAGAACCUCUUCUCAGCUAUCAAGAGCGCAGUGGCGCUGCCCGACGAGGAGACGGGCAACCUCGUGGGCAUCCUCAUGCACUUCAUCAGAGCGGGCAUCAGCGAGGACACCUUGCUCGAGGCCGACCAAGGCGUGGGUCUGAAAGGCAAGAUGCGCGAGAAUGAAAAUCUCCUCGUGGCUGAGAGGGAAGCGACGGCCGAGGCAAAUAAGAAAAUCCAGCUGCUGUACCAGGAAGUGGCCAGCGAGCGGGCAAGGGCCUCCGCGUGCGAGCAGGAGCUGGUGGCGCUGCGCUCGCGCCUGCAGGCCUCGAGCCAGGAGCACGCCGCAGAGGGCCAGCAGCUCGCCGUGAAGUUCCAGCAGGUGAGCGAGGAGCACGGCCGGGCCCAGGAGGAGCUGACCAAGCUGCGGCAGGAGGUCGGCAUCCUUCGCGAGGCCCUCAACGGCGUCACCGCCCAGAAUGACGCCAAGCAAGCAGCGGAGAUGGCCCGGCUGCACAAGGAGUGCCGGCGGUUCAUGACAGAGAUGUCGGAGAAGAACUCCAAGAUGAUGGCCCUGGAGGCUGAGAAUGAGUCGCUGCGUGGCUCUCUGUCCGGGCUCGAGCAGAUGCAGGGCCGCCACAAGGAGGUGGAAUCGGCCCUGCAGAGGCAGCUGAAUGAGGCGACCGAGGAGCUCCGGGCCAACAAGUCGCACAGCGGCAGCAUCAUGGUAGCAUGGGAGCAGACCGGCUCGGAGCUGCACUCCACUAAGCAGCGCUGCCUCGACCUGCAGUCAGAGCUGAAGUCGGUGAUGUCCCAGCUCGCUGGCCGCACUACCGAGUCCGAGUCUCUGGUGGCGCAACUCGGGGACAGCCACUCCCUCCUCGAUCAGUCCAACGUCCGCCUCGUGGCCAUGGACGAGGCCUACAAGAGCCAGCUGGCGGAGGUGCAGGCGGUGUGCGAGGGCGAGCGCGGGCGCGCGGGGGAGCUGGAGCGCGAGCGUGGGGAGCUGCGCUCGGCGCUGAGCCAGGCCGAGAUGCAGAAGGCGCUGUGGCAGAUGCGGCUCUCCGAGAUGGAGGCGGCCUCCGCGGCGCCGUCGCACAACUCGGACGCCGUCGUGGAGGAGCUGUGUUUGGAGCGAGACAGCCUCAAGGCCGACCUGGCCGAUCUGCGGACUCACAACUCGAUGCUGGAGAACAAAAUCUCCGAGAUGGAGUGCCUGAAGGCCGAGAUUGGCAUCAUGGGUCAACGCACCCAGCUGCUGGACGACAUGACCUCGGAGCUCGAGAGCCUCAAGAGCGAGGUGGCUGACAUCCGUCGCGAGAAGGAGGCACUGGAGGUGCAGGCCUCGCGCGUGAGCUCGCUCAAGACGGAGCUGUCUCAGACCCGCUCGCUCGUGGAGGCGGCCGAGUCGCGACUGCGCGACUUCUCGGCGCUGGGCCUGGCCCCCGAGGCCCUGCGAGCGCAGCGCGACGAGCUGCUCGCGGAGCGCGAGCGCUCGCGCCGCCUGCAGCGCGACGCGGCGGCGGCGGCGGAGGAGGCGCAGCGGUGGAACGCUCGGGCGGGCGACGCCGAGCGGCGCCAGCGGCGGCUGGAGGAGGAGUCGGCGGCCGCGGAGGAGCGCGGGCGGCAGUCGGCGAUCGCCGCCGCCGAGGAGCUCCGCGCGGAGUUGGGAGCGGCGGGGAGUCGCGUGCGGGAGCUGGAGGCGCAGCUGCGGGCGGCCACAGUCGAGGCCGAAGGGCUCAAGUCGGCGGCGGCGCUGCGAGCCGAGCUGCAAGGCCAAGUCGGAGGCCUGCAGGAUGCCCUGAGUGAGGCCUGCCAGCAGAAUGUCGUGCUGAGCGAGAGGAUCAGUCUCCUGGAAGAAGCGGAGAAGGUCAAGAGGAGCGACGCCGCGCAGGCUGCUGCGCGCGAGAAGGAGGCGAUGCGAGCGGAGUUUGAGACGCAGCUGGCCCGGCUUGAGGAGCGCGUGGCGGCGGUGAAACAGGGAGAUGGGUCGCAUGAAGAGAUCGGCAAGCAGCAGAAAUUGCUGGAGGAGCGCCAGGCUGAGAUCCAGGCCCUGCAGGAGCAGACGGCCGCGCUGCAGAGCGACCUGGAUAAGCAGCGGCAGAAAAACGACACACUCCGCCAGAGGAACUGGAUGGCAGUCGAAGCGUUGUCCACAACGGAAAAAUUUUAUCAGGACAAAGCCGCGAAGCAGCAGCAGGACUUUGCAGCACAGCUGCAGGCGGUGCAGGGAGACCUCCAGGACCUGGCCCGGAGGCUCCUCCCAAGCGGCAGCGUCGUGCCAGGCGUGAGCCACAGAGAGAUCCUGGAGCUGGUGGAGAGGAGGUGGAGCGACCUGGGGUCUCGGCACAGCUGCAGCGCGGACGAGCUGCAGAGCCUCAACUCGAGGCUGCGGGAGUUGGAAGAGUCACACAGCUCGGCACAGCACGAGUGCGACAGAUACAAGACCGUCUUGGCCGACACGGAGGGGAUCCUCUGGAGGCUGCAGAACAGCGUGGAGGCGGAGGAGAAGCGAUGGAGAGAGCGCCUCUGCGAGGCACAGAGGGAGGUUCACACGCUGCAGGAAGAGCGUUUGGAAGUGCAGGGCAGUAUGGAAGCCUUGCAGAAAGAGAAAAACAACCUUGCCGCACAGCUGAUGGAAGAGCGAGCCCUGAGGGCUCUGUCAAACACAGUGGAGAGAGUCAAGGCCAUAAGGGCAGGCAGCAGCUCUGAUGACAUCAGCCAGGACAGUGACUACCCCUCCAAGAACGAGGUUGAUCCGAUGUGAGACCAGAACUGCGACAACGGGCAUAUACGAAAAUGAAACUCCGUUUGCAAGCCUUUUUGAAUCUUGAGUUGCUGACAUUAGGGGCAAUGGUUUACCUUAGCUCCGGUAAUUUACAACCACCGCUCCCUCCGCCCCCAGCAGUCUCCUCCGUCUAAAUACCACACAUUUAGCCUCUACGUGUCGCACUCGCCAGAGACGAUCGUCGAAAUGAAAGCCCUUGCACCACAGUGGGUCACGGAGACUGAAAAUUGAGAAUCCCCUGGUCUAUUCUAACAAGGUUUAUAAUAUAGUGGAACCAAUAAUCUGUGACCAACCCUCUCUUGUCAGCCUACAUAAGCGUUCUUGAAUAAAUGAAUCAAUGUCCGCUGUUAUUGGCGGUGGGGAGGGAGGGGGGGGAAGCAAUUGCCCCACAUAACCAUGAUUUGGAGAAGAAAAAAAAAUAUGCUCAAGAUGAAAAAUAUCCCAGCACUGGCAUCUGGGAGCCCUCAAAACUCCCUUUCCCACUGGCACAUUCGAGCAGCGCCAGUACGGGGGGCCCCUCAUGGCACAGGUGGCUUUCUACCGUUUUACAAGUGCCGAGCCGGAAUUAAACCACGAUGCCCUGGGGUCACAGGACAUCUAUCGGCAUACAUCUCUGGGCCAAGCAGAGCGACGGGCGGUGGCGGGGUUAAUUGUUUCGGUCGUUCAUUACGACUCCACUGGCUCGUCGCGAUUGUCAGCCGUUCUUGUUUUGUCGUGAGAAAAUCAACUUGGUGCCUGCUAGAGCCACACCAGGCCGGCUUGGCAUAGCCCUGGCGUGGCUCGGUUGUGCGAGUGGAAUAAGAGAGCUUGAGAGUAAAUUUUUUGAUUGAAAUUCACAAUUGGUGGCCGAAAACUAUUCAGGGUUUUCUCCUUAAGAAUGCAGUCAUGAAUAUUGGGAAUCUACCCUAAGACGCGCUACCGAGCUACUUGUUUGUAUCCAGUGCAACCUCUGCUCAGAGCCAUUGUAUGUGCCGUGCUAUGUAGGAAUGGAAAGAUUGAUUCCUCAAUUAAGCUUGCAAAUACAUGCCUUUAAUCGCGUGUGUACGUUAUCGAUUAUUUAAAUCCGUGUUUGUUGCGUGUGAUGGGUUCAUGUCGCCCCUGCAGCCACUAGAGGGCACUACCAUAAGAGGGUUGAUUUUAUUAAAUUUAAUUGCAGCCCCAUGACUCAUGACAAUUCGUUGAAUGCAAGGUGUGGAUUUGUUCUAACGGUAUAACGAGAGGUGGGUUUUGUACAAGACAGCACUGUGGUCGUGUAGGGUGUAAUCCAGUAGAGCCAUAAGUAAAAAAAACGGUUUAAAAAAAUGCAAUAUGCCCGUGAAGCUUACAAAGCAGCAACGGUGCGACCCACCCAUAGGAGGUCUCCAUUGAGCGGAUGGGCAACAUUCUGACUCGGUCCCAAUGCACGGCACCGGAACCCAACGUGACUGUAACAGACGAGCCAACGCGUAGACCUUACAAUGUAAAGCACGCACGAUCCAAACGUGGGCGUAGAGCAUUUGGACGAUGUACUAGGGCGGGAACGUCUGUUUAAUAUAUUAAAAGAUUUAAAGAGUGCA